This is a messenger RNA of Crotalus tigris (Tiger rattlesnake), 2870 nucleotides long. RefSeq names its product eukaryotic translation initiation factor 6 (gene EIF6). The coding region runs from base 110 to 847 and encodes 245 amino acids. Gene Ontology annotation, biological process: maturation of 5.8S rRNA; assembly of large subunit precursor of preribosome; cytosolic ribosome assembly. The record is from RefSeq and is a predicted model, not a curated record. Gene Ontology annotation, molecular function: ribosomal large subunit binding. The transcript has 6 exons. NCBI's taxonomy places the organism in Eukaryota, Metazoa, Chordata, Lepidosauria, Squamata, Viperidae. Gene Ontology annotation, cellular component: cytosol; preribosome, large subunit precursor; nucleolus.
ACGUCACUAUCGGUUUCCGGGCUACGGUCAUCUAGGCCUAUCCUCGUGUCUUGGGCCGUCGAUUCCUUUUCUGCCUUUCCUCCUCUUUUUUGCCGGGUCUUUGACGAUUAUGGCGGUCCGGGCGAGUUUCGAGAACAACAACGAGAUCGGCUGCUUCGCGAAGCUCACCAACGCCUACUGUCUGGUGGCCAUUGGAGGCUCUGAGGGCUUCUACAGUGUAUUCGAAGGGGAGCUUUCUGACACCAUUCCUGUAAUUCAUGCUUCUAUUGCUGGAUGUCGAAUCAUUGGCAGAAUGUGUGUAGGUAACAGACAUGGUUUGCUAGUCCCAAACAAUACUACAGACCAGGAACUUCAGCAUAUCAGAAACUGCCUUCCUGAUUCAGUGCGAAUCCAGAGGGUGGAAGAACGUCUUUCUGCAUUGGGCAAUGUCACUGCAUGCAAUGACUACGUAGCACUUGCCCACCCAGACAUUGACAGAGAGACAGAAGAGAUUUUAGCUGAUGUACUAAAAGUUGAAGUAUUUAGACAGACAGUGGCAGACCAAGCACUUGUGGGAAGUUACUGUGUGUUCAGCAACCAGGGCGGUUUAGUACAUCCUAAGACAUCUAUAGAAGACCAGGAUGAGCUUUCUUCAUUGUUGCAAGUCCCCCUUGUGGCUGGAACUGUUAAUCGUGGCAGUGAGGUGAUUGCAGCUGGAAUGGUUGUGAAUGAUUGGUGUGCCUUCUGUGGCCUGGAUACAACCAGCACGGAAUUAUCUGUUAUUGAGAGUGUUUUCAAACUUAAUGAAGCACAGCCAAGUGCCAUUGCUACCACUAUGAGAGAUUCUUUGAUUGACAGCUUGACAUGAUAUGCUCCAGAAACACUACAGGUGUGAACUGCCAAAUUGUGAUCUUGAUUACUCACCCGAGCAAAUUCUUCCAGUCCAAGAUGGAGGUCUCUACCACAAUCAUACUUUCAAAAUUAUAUUAUUCUAAAUUCCAUUCCCUUUGGCAAUCCAUACUUGAACAAGAAAAAAAUUAUGUAGCUUUGUUUUUGCUUUCAUUUAUUCAUGAGAUGAUGUUUAGAAUUUAGUACAUGCAAUCACAAUAAGGAAAAGAAUUAUUUUUUUCCCCAGUAUUCAUCAGAAUGCCACCUGAAGAAUGCUGAUUUUUUUUCUGUUCAGAAGUGGCUGGCGUUUCUGUGGUUUUAAUCUAGAAGUUUUCAAGAUAGCUUUUACUUAGCCAGCAAAACCAUGUUACUAUCAUGCAUCAUUCUGUACCCAGAACAUAAUAUUUUAAGGGGCUGAAAGAAUCCAUGGAACAUUUCAGCACAACCAAACAUUCAGUAAGUAAGAUUUCUAGGAGGUUGUGUAAAUAAAAUCUGGUUUGUCAAUAUGUGAAGUCACUAAAAAGCCAAAGAGAACUACAUCUGUUCUUUAAUAGAAAGUCUUUUUUUUAUCAAGAAAUAAUAGAUUUAAUUAAAACGGUUUUUUUCUGAUGCCUUCAUGCUUAUCUUUUAUGAUCAAAAUAUAUUGCUUGUCUUAAAGCCAAGGUUACAGUGUUUGUCAUUGCAUAAACAAGAACUUGCUUGUUCUCUUUUGUUAUAUUGUUAUAACAACAAAAACAAUAUAAACGUUAUAUUAUUUGGAAGGGGAAAUUUUGUGAUAGCAACACAGUCAAGUUUUAAUAAUCCUUGAAAUAAUUGGUAUGGACAUUGAGGUGGACUUGAAACAACAAGAACUGUAUCGAAUUUAAGUAAUAUGCUAGGCCACCAUUUUUGCUUUAUCAGUCCUCUACCAAAUUAGUGUAUCAUAGUUUGAUGUUUUAAAUAUACACUAAAAUUAUAAAAACUGUCAUCACUGGUUAUGUAUUCCUUAUCAGAAUCGCCUUGUAUCUUCCAUUUGAAGUGAUGAUACUUGUUCUGUAAGAUUGGAAGUGAUUAGACUGACUCUGAGUCAUCUGUUCUAAGUGUAGCUCAUGCAUGACACCCAGAUAAAAGAAUAGGGUGAGCUGGAGGUAAAUGAAAAAUGUUGCAUUCUUAGCCUCCAACUGCUGCCUAUUGCAUAGCUUCUUUCAACAAAAUUGACCUUUGUUCUCUUGAUUCAUAAGUGUGGACUCCUGCAGUUUUCAUACUUUGAUACUGCAGAGAGAACCUUGAGAGAUUUAACUCACAACCAAUAUAAUUGAAUAUAGACUUUUAGUAGUAUAGGUUUAUAGGAUGGUAACAGAGCUAAGUUAAGCUUCUAAUAAAAAUUUUCUUUGUAGAUAUAGCAGUUCUUUAAUUAAAAUACCAAGAAAGUCGAUUAGUUGCUAACUAUAUAUUGCUUUGACCAUGAAGGCUUUGACUAUAAUUAAAGGCUGCAACAUAAACCAUAGCAUCUAAUUACUGAAUCUAUUAAGUUCUAUUAAGUUCAGUGCCAAUCCCCAACUUAUGUACUGUUCUGAAAAACCUUGCAUAACUGCACACGGUUGUAUGUUCAUCUGGAUGCUGUACUACUUUGUAUUCUGUGAAAAAUUCACUUUUAUAUGCAUUAAGAAAAUGUUCAAUAAAGGUGAGUUUAUGUAAGUCAGGUUGUACAUAAUCCGGGAAAUGUUUGUAUUUUUAAAUGGCAAUUUACAGAGUGAGAUAUUGUUUUCAUCAUUUGGCUCUGCUUGUGGAUAAUAUGUAGAAAGGCACAACUGAAAUUCACAUUCUUGCUAUGGUAGUAAACAAAAAUAAACUGAACUUGCAUCUUAGAUACUUUCCCCGACCAUUAAUGAGAUAAUCAGCCUUCCAAUGGAUUUUAAAGAGUUUUAAUGAUAUGGUACAGAUAUUUAUUUUAAAAUGAAUUUGACAGAAUGGUAGCCCUUUGGAAAUGAUAAAUUAUUUCAAUAAAUCAGUCUUUGAUUUCA